Molecule: messenger RNA, 450 nt
Organism: Hepatospora eriocheir
Lineage: Eukaryota; Fungi; Microsporidia; Hepatosporidae
Source: the annotation of a GenBank genome assembly
AUGGUGUAUUUUAAAUCCAUUUCUUUAAAAAACUUAUCAACUGAUUCAUCAUUUAAUUCAUUAACACUUUUAGUUAAAUUUCUUAAUGAGGUUGCUUGUUCUGGUUCAAUGAAUGACAGGUCUUCAAUAUCUAAUUCAAAGUUAAGUAAUUUUUUAAAUAUCAACACAUUUAGAGGUAUUGACAGUAUAGCAUUGUUGUAUAAUGCUAUCCCUAAAAUUAUUCCAAUUGCCCUGAUUUUCUUUAAAUUAGCUCCCUUUCUUACCCACAGACUAUUGUUUCGUGUUAUAAAUAAUUCUUUAUCGUUAGUUAUACAUUCAGAUAUUAAUUGGAAAUACUCUUUUUUAAUUCCUCCCGAAUCAACACCUGGCUCAUCAUUAAAUUUAAUUUUUAACUGUUUCUUUAAAUCAUUUGUAUCUAUAUUUUGUAAUAUCUUUAGUGUUUCUUCAUAA